AUGAGAUCAAACCCAGACAGAAGAAAUCCAGAUUUCUGGUGCGAGUUUCAUAAUGACCAUGGCCAUAAAACAGCGGAUUGCAGAUUAUUAGAAGGUGAAGUAGAACAUUUGCAAAAGCAAGGUUAUUUAACCGACUUAUUUAGCGCGAAAGACAAGCAAUCUUAUAUGAAAAAUAGACAAGAACCUCCAAAACCUCCGUCUCCAAAAAGAACAGUUAACGUGAUAAGCGGAGGGGAAGAAGUCAAUGGUGUAACAUACACAGCUGCGAAAAAGACGUCAAAAUUCACUGUGACCCACGGGAAGCGAGUUCGCCAAGUUUUAGUAGAAGAUAAUAUAACAUUUGAUGAUGCAGAUGCAGAUGGCUUGAUAAUCCCUCACAAUGAUCCACUGGUAAUAUCUUUACUUAUACAUGAUAGUAAUGUAAAACGGGUUUUGAUCGAUCCAGGUAGCUCCAUGAAUAUUAUUCUUCUAAGAAUGGUGAAUGAAAUGCGAAUGGGAGACAAGAUAGUACCAAAAGAACGAUCCUUAUUUGGAUUCGAUAAUUCAACUGUUAUUACAAAAGGCAAUAUAGUUCUUACCACAUUUGUAGAAAGAGUUAUCAAGGAUACGAAAUUCCAAGUAAUAGACACGGACAUGGAUUAUAAUAUGAUUCUUGGAAGGUCAUGGAUUCAUGACAUAGAUAUUGUACCAUAUACGUUAUAUCAAGUCAUUAAGUUUCCUUCACAACGGGGAAUUCGGCAAAUUCGCGGAGAUCAAUAG
Messenger RNA from Nicotiana tabacum (common tobacco), 759 nucleotides. NCBI's taxonomy places the organism in Eukaryota, Viridiplantae, Streptophyta, Magnoliopsida, Solanales, Solanaceae. The record is from RefSeq and is a predicted model, not a curated record.